AAAUGUUUUUGCUAAAUUUGCAAGGAAUGAUGCCCAUGCAGCAGCAGGGCUUCCCCAUGGUCCAGGUCAUGCAGCCCAAUAUGCAAGGCAUGAUGGGAAUGAAUUUUGGAGCACAGAUGCCUGGUGCCGUGCCAAUACAGGGUGGGAUAGCAAUAGGCAUGCAGACCCCUGGGAUGCAGUUCAUGGGUCAGCCUCAGUUCAUGGGCAUGAGGGGCCCGGGGCCACAGUUCCCUGUGGACCUACAGAAGCAAAUGGCUGAGGAACAUCAAAAACGUCUGGAGCAGCAGCAGAGGAUGCUGGAGGAGGACCGGAAGAGAAGACAGUUUGAGGAGCAGAAACAGAAACUAUUCCUACUGAGCAACGUCAAACCCAAAACUGGGGAGAAGAGUCGUGACGAUGCUUUAGAGGCCAUCAAAGGAAAUCUGGAUGGGUUCAGCAGAGAUGCCAAGAUGCAUCCAACACCAUCUUCACAAUCUAAGAAACCAGACUCAUCGCCAUCCCAUUCCUCUGUCACCUCUCAUUCCCUUCCUCCUGCUUUCUCUGAUGACGACGAUGAGUUUAGUGACUUUGUGCAAGGCCCUGUUGAUGCCUCCUCCUCAUUCCCCUCUUCAUCCCUUUCUCCGUCCUCUCCUUCACUGAGAGCUGCUCAUGUUAGCCAGCCAUUAGAGAUGGGGCCUGGCCAGCAUCCCCCUUCCUCCCCUCUCCCUCACGCUGUCCCUUCAUCUCUCCCUGUCUCACCUGCCAUCCAACACUAUUCUGUCAUCUCCAGCUCCCAAUCUGCAUUCCAAGAGAUGGCUCCUGAGUCUCUACCCGCAACUCAGGCGCCCCCUGCAGCAGACAGCCCGCCCGUCCAGCCCACUAGCACCAGCGGUGUGGGCGUCUACCCCCAACAAGACAUGCAACCCAUGGUGCCAUCCUGGUUGUACAAUGACUCACUUAUCCCAGAGUUGUUCAAGAAGGUCCUUGAGUUCACUAUGACACCAACAGGUAUUGACACAGCCAAACUCUACCCAAUUCUAAUAUCAUCGGGUCUGCCACGGGAAGCUCUCGGACAGAUCUGGGCCUUGGCCAACCGCACCACACCUGGGAAGCUGACCAAGGAAGAGCUGUACACCGUCCUGGCCUUGAUUGGAGUUGCUCAGAGUGGUCUUACAGUCAUGAGUUUGGAAAUCCUGAGUCAGUUCCCCUCCCCGCCUGUGCCCAAUCUACCUGCCAUGACUAUGGCCAUUCCUGCUGUCCUGCCUCAGCACCAGCAGCCCAUCAUGACCCAGCCACCCGUGUCCAUGGCCAUGCCGGUCACUGCACCACCUGUCAUGGGCAUGACACUGAACCCACCUGCACAACAACCAGCCAGCUUAAUUACCAACUUCCCUCCUGUUCAGGCUACCAAGACUGAUGACGAUGAUUUCCAGGACUUCCAGGAAGCCCCCAAAGCUGGUGCUGGCGAUGACUCAUUCACCAAUUUCCAAGGAGAGACAGCAGGAGGGUUCCCCAGCAUGACGUCAUCAUCCCAAAGCGGUGUUCCUGCCAUGCUGACUCCAGUGUCAGGGUCUUCAUCAUCCUCCUCUUCUGAUAAAUAUGCAGUGUUUAAACGGUUGUCUGUGGAGCAGCCUGCAGAGCCCACACCUCCUGUCUCAGAUUCAGGUGACAAAUACAGUGUUUUCCGAGAGCUUGAGCAGCCAUCAGACAGAAAACCAGUUGGGGAGGGAUUUGCUGAUUUCAAGUCUGUCAGUGCCGACGAUGGCUUCACAGACUUUAAAACAGCCGAUACUGUCUCUCCAAUAGACCCACCAGACCAGGCCAAGUUCCAGCCAACUUUUCCUCCUCCUUUUUCUUCUUCUCAGUCUCUGUCCCAAUCACAGCCAGCCUCUCUGGCUCAACCUAGAAAUUCUCUCAAUAUGGCAGACCUGGACCUCUUUACAACAGUGGCUCCUCCUACUCCCACUUCGACUCCUGACUCUAAACUCAGUCAGUUCCCUUCAGCGCCACCAUCCCUGGUAUUGCCCUCAGUAGUGAAACCUCCCAGUGUAAGGACAGAUGACUUUGGUGAUUUUGCUCUUUUUGGCUCAUCAUCAUCCUCUGAAGUAGCUCCCACCACCUCUACAGUAGGAACAGGAACUGGAACAAUGGUUCAGGAUGACUUUGCUGACUUCAUGAUGUUCGGGAGCUCAAGAGAUCAGAGAAGCGAGACCAACUCUGGAGACGGUGGAAGUGAGGGCCAAGCGGAGACAUCUCAGCAGCAAAUCAGCACGGAUAAGUAUGAUGUCUUCAAGCGGUUUUCCUUAGAAGGUGGCCUGGCAUAUGACGAUAACACAGAAAGUGGUGGAGGUUCCUUUUCGUCGCUCAAGAGCGAGAAUGACGACUUUGCAGAUUUCCAGUCAUCCAAAUUCUGUAUGGUGCUAGGCGCAUCUGACAAGAGCCUGGUGGAUAAAGUGGCAGCCUUCAAGCAGGCCAAAGAGGACUCUGCCUCUGUGAAAUCCCUGGACCUCCCGUCCAUUGGGGGCAGCAGCGUGGGGAAGGAGGACUCGGAGGAUGCGCUCUCAGUACAGCUAGACAUGAAGUUGUCAGACAUGGGUGGAGACCUGAAGCAUGUGAUGUCUGAUAGCUCCCUAGAUCUCCCUGGUUUGUCAUCCCAUCAACCCCCAGCUGCAGAGUCUGACGAUUUAAAAUUUGACCCCUUUGGCACAUCUGCUGUCAGCAGUCUUGGCAGCUACGACUGGUCCGACAAGGAAGAUCUCUCGUCUGUUCAAAGUAAGAAGCUCCAGGGAGGACUGCCAUCUUCAGCUGUUGUCCAGAAGAAAGAGACCUUUUUCGGAAGUUCGGAGAGCAUCACCCACACCACGGUUGCAAAGGUGACCACCUUCCCAAUCGAAGAUGGUGGCUCCACCACCGAAAGCCGAUUUGAAACCUUCGCUGACUUUGGCUCCAUUGAGCAGGCCGGUCAAGAUGACGACGAUGACUUUGGUGACUUUGCCAGCAUGGUUUCGGAGAAAUCAGACUCCCCGCCUGGAACCAUAGAAGCAGAGGGCAACCAGGGUGAAUUAACGGAUGACUUUGGAGCCUUCCAAGGUGACAAGCCCAAAUUCGGCAAGUCAGACUUCUUGAAAGCCAGCACGCAGGGCAAAGUGAAAUCAAGUGAAGAGAUGAUCAAGAACGAACUCGCCACCUUUGAUUUGUCUGUGCUGGGUUCUCAUAAGCGUAGCCACAGUCUGGGAGAGAAAGAAAUUGUACGGUCCAUCCCCUCUCCUGCCCCCGAGCAGCCCUUCAGAGACCGAUCCAACACCCUAAAUGAAAAACCUGCGCUGCCGAUCAUCCGCGACAAGUACAAGGACCUCACAGGAGAGGUGGAGGAGAGUGAGCGAUACACGUACGAAUGGCAGAGGUGUUUGGAGAGAGCUCUGCAGGUCAUCACCACUGCCAAUAACACCCUUAAUGGCAUCAGUAGCUCCACGGUGUGCACAGAGGUCAUCCAGUCAGCACAAGGGAUGGAGUACCUGCUGGGUGUGGUGGAGGUGUAUCGCGUGACCAAGCGUGUAGAGCUGGGUAUCAAAGCCACGGCUGUUUCUUCAGAGAAACUACAGGAGCUGCUUAAAGGCAUCAGCCGCGUGUGGAACAACCUGAUGGGCUUCAUGUCGCUGGCAAACCUCACGCCCGAUGAGUGCUCACUGGACUUCUCCUCCUGUAUAUUGAGGCACGGCAUUAAGAAUGCCAAAGAGCUGGCGUGUGGAGUGUGUCUGCUCAACGUGGACUCACGCAGCAAGGCCUUUAAUUCAGAGACGGACAACUUCAAGCUCAUUUAUGGAGGUCACCAGUACCACGCCAGCUGUGCUAACUUCUGGAUUAACUGUGUGGAACCCAAACCUCCAGGUCUCAUCCUCCCCGACCUGCUCUAGAACCGAGCGCAGAGCAGCGCUGAACCCUGAGCCGCUGUCUGAAGCUCCAUGGAGUCCUUCAGAACUCUUCAGUCACUUUAGCUGUUUUGCCUUUGAAACAACAGUUCAGCUCUCAUCACUUGAAUUUGGGACGCAACUGUCUAGAUCUGCCAUUGUCUGUUAGAAGAUCAGAUAAAUUAUGUAGUACUGAAUAAUAGUUUAUUUAAAUAUUGUAAAUGUGUCUUUGUCUUUACCUUAUUAGAUCUGACUCUCAAGCACAAAAGUGUCUGGUCGGUUGAUUCUUUGCUGUUGAUUUCUCUACCAUGUGAAGUAAAUACUGCAGAGCUGUUAUUCAUGUUACAAAAAGCAGACUUGUAAUAUAAAAUCUAUAAAAUAAUAAAGGUAAAACAUUUGAAAGCAUCAAAAA
This is a messenger RNA of Carassius carassius (crucian carp), 4299 nucleotides long. Its product is annotated as synergin gamma-like. The record is from RefSeq and is a predicted model, not a curated record. Bases 3 to 3893 code for a protein of 1296 amino acids. Gene Ontology annotation, molecular function: protein binding. Gene Ontology annotation, cellular component: clathrin coat of trans-Golgi network vesicle. Lineage: Eukaryota; Metazoa; Chordata; Actinopteri; Cypriniformes; Cyprinidae. The transcript is spliced from 20 exons.